Lytechinus pictus (painted urchin) is the source of this 4359-nucleotide messenger RNA. Its product is annotated as NAD-dependent protein deacylase sirtuin-5A, mitochondrial-like. The transcript is spliced from 8 exons. The record is from RefSeq and is a predicted model, not a curated record. NCBI's taxonomy places the organism in Eukaryota, Metazoa, Echinodermata, Echinoidea, Temnopleuroida, Toxopneustidae. The coding region runs from base 240 to 1229 and encodes 329 amino acids. Gene Ontology annotation, cellular component: nucleus. Gene Ontology annotation, molecular function: NAD+ binding; protein-succinyllysine desuccinylase activity; histone deacetylase activity, NAD-dependent.
UCUUCUUCAAGAGUUGAUACAAAUAAAAUAGAGGUUGAUCUUGUUAUUUUCAUUACAACAACAACAAAAAUCGACAAAUCUGUUCAAAAUACUUCAAUAUAUAUUUUUGAUAUUGAAUAAAAACAUAUGAAAUAUCAUUUUAUAUAAUACUGUCGUCGAAAGGAAUUAAAAUGAUCAUAUGAAGACGUCGAAAUAGACUAGGCACACGGGGAAUUUCCCCCAAAUUUAUUAUCAUCAGAAUGUGGUUAUUACGAGGAGGAACAUUAGUUUUAGCACACUCGAGAAGGGCAUCAUAUUCAGGAAGUUGUAUUCCUCGUGCGGUCUCUGGAGCCUUGAGAGAUUUACUAAAUCCGCUGCAAGAAAUAAAAAGCUUCAAGAUGGCUGCAGCAGGAGAACAAAGAUGGAACUCGGAUAGUGCAGCUCUUCGCGAAGAAAUCUCAAAGGCAAAACACAUCGUAUUUAUGACAGGUGCUGGAGCCAGUGCCGAGAGUGGAGUACCAACGUUCCGAGGAGCGGGAGGGUUCUGGCGGAAGUGGCAAGCGCAGCAACUUGCCACUCCAGAAGCAUUUCAGGAUAACCCUUCUCUGGUUUGGGAGUUCUACCAUUACAGACGGGAAGUGAUGAUUACCAAACAUCCAAACAAGGGCCACAUUGCUAUUGCAGAUUUUGAGAAACGGCUUAGUAAGCAGGGUCGUAGAGUAGUAGUCAUCACCCAAAAUAUAGAUGAACUUCAUCGACAAGCUGGUUCAACCAAUGUUAUAGAGAUGCAUGGAUCUCUCUUUAAAACUCGCUGUUUGAAAUGUCAGCAUGUUGAAGAGAAUAGGAAAAGUCCUAUUGUCCCUGCCUUGGCUAAUAGAGGUGAGCCUGAUGUUGAUGCAGAUUCAUCUCGCAUUCCCGAGGAUCAGUUACCAAGAUGCUCUCAGCCGGGCUGUGAUUCUAUGGUGCGCCCUCAUGUGGUGUGGUUUGGUGAAUCAUUAGAUAUGGAUAAUUUGUCGGCAAUUGAAAAGGAACUGAAAACCUGUGACCUAUUCAUGGUGGUUGGCACAUCAUCGGUGGUAUACCCAGCUGCGAUGUAUGCCCCAAUGAUGGCUCAGAAAAACGUUACUGUGGCUGAAUUUAAUCUGGAAGAGACCCCUUCUACAUGCAUCUCCAAGUACCAUUUCCACGGGCCGUCUGGAAGCUUCCUCCCAGAGAUCCUUGCCAGACAUCCCAGUGAACCAGCGGAAUGAAAGAUAGCGGUUUGAGAGACUGAAUACUGACCUGGGGCCCGCUUCAUAAAGGACUUGCAACUGUUAUAACUUUGCCAUAAUGGCAACUACCAUGGCAACAGGGCUCAGCAGCCAAUCAAAAUCAAGGUUUCCAUGGUAGUUGCCAUAAUGGCAAAGUUACAACAGUUGCAAGUCCUUUAUGAAAUGGGCCUCUGUAGGUUAAGAUACUGAAGCUGUGUUUCUCUAAGUGCCAUAUUCUUUUGACUCUGCUGAUCAUACUAUUCGACAACCUUGACCUCCUAACCUUCUGUAUUCAGUAAUACUCCUCCCUCUCUCGUUUAUUUCUGCAGAUUACUGUAUCAAUCCAAAGUCUUUUUCUUGUUCCCCUGUUGCUCAUGAGGACCCUUUUAUAACAAGUUACAACUAUUGUAACUUUGUCGUAACUACCACAGUAACCUUGAUUGUGAUUGGCUGCUGAGCCCUGUUACCAUGGUAUGAAACAUUCUCCUGACCUUGAUCUUGUUCAGAAGUUGGUUUGAAUGAAAAGAGAAAAAUCAAACAAGCGUAACACUGAAAAUUUCAUUAACUAUUUUCCCGCUUUGUUUAACUAGAGUAACAUACAGGGGGCUGCCAACUUCGACAAAGGCAAAGAGUCGAUCAUCCCGUGCCAGUCUUCAGUUCUUAGUGGGGCGUGUUCAUCGAUAUCUUCGCAAUGGCAACUUUGACAUUUCAUUCACAAUACACAUAGGGUGCAUUAAAUCUAUUGUAAUACACUCACACACAAUAGUGAUGAGUACAUUGCAUUGUUCAGUGUACAGACAAAGCUUUUCUUUACUGUAUUAAACCAAUCAAAAGUUAUUGUGAGUUGAUUUGCAUAAUCUGUGUCAAACCGCUCCUUAGGUUACACCCUUAAAUUAAUGUAGCACAGGAGGGAUUAUGUCCAUGGCGGGCAAAGAGUUAAAAUCAGAUGGAAAAUAAGAAAGUUAUGACGUUUUAAAGAUUUUUAAAGAUCACGACAUCGUUAUAUUCACAUCUUGGUCGGUAUGCAAAUGAGGAAACUGACGACAUCAUCCACUCACUAUUUCUUUUGUAUUUCAUUACAUGGAAUAUAAAAUAUUCUAAUUUUUUUCUCAGAAUUGUCAUGUGAAACGUAGUUUGAAUCCUCCCUGAACAUAUGUAAUAUUGUUUUAACAUUUUGUGGUUCAAACAAGAGGGUCCUUAUUGUCAAAUCUGUAAAUAUUGAUAUAUUGUACAAUUCAAAAAUAUAAAAAACAAAGGAAGUAGUGAGUGAGGGACAUCAUCGACUCUCAUUUGCAUAUCACUGAGUUGUGCAUAUAAAUAAAAGCGAAUCUUUAAAAUGUCCUAACUUUCUUAUUUCAUACCGGAUUUUGAUGAAAAUUUCAGUGUUAUGUUUCUUCUCUUUUUUUUCAAAUAAACUUUUAUCUGGGGUGGACUUGACUCUUAGGAGUUUCUUCACCUGUAUGAUAAUGUUAACAAUAAUAUUCACUUUUGUGUAAGGCUCGUCACAUUGGAACAUUUCUGCAUCAUACGGUACAAGAUUCUCUCUCCCCCAUAUCUAUUUCCUACUGAAUUCAUAUUAGUUUCUUUUUAUGGAGGGCGCACUCCACACUGACACCGGUAGAUGGCCUGUUAAAUCUCACUAAAUUUCUUGAUUUUGUUGACCAUGACUUGUCAUCACUUCUACCUGCAUAAGUUAGUUUUGAUUUGUGCAUGUGUCACAAGUGACUGAUUUAGUUCCUGUUUUCGAAAGAAAAACUCCAGUUCACUUCAUCCAGUGGUUAUCAACUUGUAAAUGCUCUCUAAUCACAUUUGUCUUCUUACUUUGUCUAUAUCUUCCUAUACCUUUGGCUAUCAUUUUGUUUCUCUUUAUGUGGCUUCCCGCCAGGGGGGCCACGUACAUUGACGAGUGGAUACCAUACACGACCAAAAAACACCUAAAAAGGGUGUCUUUUUCAAGAUAGGGCACGUUACGUACGUAACGUGAUAAGGGUGACAAAAACACAAAAAUAAUGAAAAAAGUGUAUCUAUUUUGCUAGGAAAGCUACGUGUUUAGGGUCAAAUUUGCGGGGAUGAUAAACAAAUUAAAAUGUUUUAUAAAGGAUGUCUUUUUUCCCCAAACAUUACGUGUUUAGAGUCUGAUUUGCGCGAGGAGUGGGGCCGUACCAAACCAAAUGUGUAAAGGUAAAAACGACGACCGACUGACCCGAGACAUAACAAUAAAAUAUCGCUGUACUUGUUUAGGGGUUCAUUUCAGGGACUACUUGCCAAGAGUAUCGUUUUGUUUCCAAUACUUGUCAAGGGUAGGGUUUCACAUGCCAAUACUUGUUAAGGGGUGCAUUUUCCCCUUCUCUCUCCCAUCUUUUUUCUGGCUCUCUUUCUUUCCUUUGUUUACUUUUUUCUAUUUUUUCUUCUGUAAAUUGCAUCUUUCCUCAGUACUUUUUAUUUUUUAAGUAUAAUAAUAUGUAUUUUUAAUUUCUUGUAGACCAUCUAUUGUGUAAACAUUAUUGCAAUAAUUCAUAAUUUCUGCUUAAAAAGGUGUUGUAAUGACAUGAUGAAUUAUUUAAUCAUUUGAAUUUAUACUGUAAUAAGUGAAGAAUGUAAACAAUUUUGUAUUCAAUGUUUUUUAUGAUCAGUGAAAGUAGUAAUUUGCUUUAUAUGUAUAGAUUAUAAUUACAUUGGUUAUCAACUAGCGGUGUGGUUCUUCCCGUCUGUUAUAUUAUAUUGCCUUAUUCUAGAAAAUUAAGAAACAUUUAAACUAUUUAUAUGUAGACCAUAUCCACUCUGUUCCUCAUGUUUGCUUUAGUUAGAAUUGCUAAAAGUAAAUGCAAUUAGAUACACGACACCAUAUGUCAAAUGAAAUAAUAUAUGAGGAAAAGAGAGGCACAUGGUCAAUACUAUUUGUCUUUUGAAUUUGAGUAUUCAUUUAUCAGCUUAUACAUGUCUGUGUAUAAACCCAAUUUUCAUUUGGGGACCUUUUAAUAACUAAACUCUUGAGGGGACUCUCUCUAGGAUUUUGAAUAUAAAUGAUUUAAAUUCCAAGUCCAAGAGGAUGCCCCCUCCAAAUUACUGUAAGAGAAAUUUACUGUAUUAUCAGCAUGUGUUUUAUAUUAAAGAUUUUAUUGAUUUGUAA